AUGGCACAAGACAGCUCUUCAAACAGGCCCAUGCCAGGGAGCUGUAGGCGUGAUCGCACUAAGUUCACCAAAGAGCAGCUGAAAAUCCUCAUCGACACCUUUAACCAGAUGCCAUACCCAAAUUAUGCUACCAAACAGAAACUUGCCGUGGAAGUCAACACUGAUGAGUCGAGAAUCCAGGUCUGGUUUCAGAAUCGCAGAGCUAGACACAGAUUCCAGGAGAGACCAGAACUUAAGGAGGCUUUGGAAUCAAGCCAAGGCCCUGGGCGAGAUCGACUUCCAGAACAGAUGCGAAGUGAGGAGGCCCGACGGUGCCGCACCACCUACAGCCCCUCUCAGCUGCACACCCUCACCAGGGCCUUCAGGAACAACCCCUACCCCGGGAUCCAUUGCAGGGAACAGCUUGCGAAGGAAGUCGGAGUUCCUGAGUCGAGAGUCCAGAUUUGGUUUCAAAAUAGAAGAUCUAGAUUACGUGUGCAGAAAAAAGAAGAACCCAACGAAACCUUCGAACACGGCCAGGGACGAGAUCUCUCACACGGAGUUCAAGGAGACUCCCCCUCGGAGCCUGGACCGUCCUGCGGCCGUCGAAGCCGGGCGGGCCCACGUCUGCCGGCCGGUGGCCUCCGCUGGGCCUUCCCAGCGCCUCCUUCCCCAGAUUGUCUCAGCCUGAAGAGGCCAGGACAUGAGCGCGUCCCAGGUCAGCACCGACCCUCCCAGCGCCUGGGCCUUCUCACGCUUGACUCCUUCCUACCAAAACUCCACACCUUCUGGCCGCCGCCUGCCCGGCGAGAUGGCCCUUUGCUGAGGGCCAGGUGUGAAGUGUCCUCGCCCAGCUGGCAGCUGCUGGCCCCUGGCUGUGUCUUGGCAUCUGAAGCGAGUUCCCGGCACCUCCUGGGGACACCCAAAGCAGAGCUGGCACCCAGGCACUGA
Marmota monax (woodchuck) is the source of this 930-nucleotide messenger RNA. Its product is annotated as double homeobox protein A-like. Gene Ontology annotation, biological process: regulation of DNA-templated transcription. NCBI's taxonomy places the organism in Eukaryota, Metazoa, Chordata, Mammalia, Rodentia, Sciuridae. The coding region runs from base 1 to 930 and encodes 309 amino acids. Gene Ontology annotation, molecular function: DNA binding; DNA-binding transcription factor activity, RNA polymerase II-specific. The record is from RefSeq and is a predicted model, not a curated record. The transcript is spliced from 8 exons.